GUUUUAUCACCUAUUUUAAUCUGGCACAGGAAGAACAAUUUGUAGCUUGUUUCACAGUAAAAUAUAUAUUGAGUAUGCAGACAGAACGAUGCAUAAGGAUUUGUAAUGUGCUACUUUUGUUGAUUGUGCUGACUGAGUGUUCUGAAUGUCUUUGAGUCUGUAGUUGAGUGUAUUAUUGCUCAAAGGUGCACGUGCCUACAUGCCUUGUGUGAUGUGACCUUGGGAAGCUAGGUAAACGGGACUGGGAGAGAGAGAGAGAGAUGGAGAGAAUAAGAUGACCCAUUUCAGCAACAAAAAUCUAGUUGUUUUGAAGUGUUUUUGUGUAGGCAUGCCAAAUAAGGGAGUUACAUUUUCUGAGGCCUUCCUAUCACAAUUUGUAUAAUCCCUGUAUUAAUCUAGACAUAUGAGUUUUAAAUUGUGUGUCAAUAAUCAGUCGACAAUAAAAUUGAAUUAAUAGUCAUUUAAAGUAGUUCAUCUGCUUUUCAAGUCUUAGUACAAAUGAUUGUAAACAGGUUUGGUUUGUUAUCCCAUGCAGAAACUUGAUCCAGAGCUUCGGCUUGAGACUCUUAUCUACAAAAAUGGAUAAAAUGUGGAUAAGAUUAAAAUAAAUCAAAUUGAUUAAUUUACAUAAAAACAUUACAUAUUUUUUUGAUUAACUGUAAACCCAAACACCUACUGCCAGGUUGAGAUAGUUUAAGCUUUCAUAUUUCACAAUUUGACAACUCAAAUAUUUCAUAGCCAAAUGUAUGCCCGUGUUGGUACAUUAUGACUUGGACUAGCAUUAAAUGAUGGAAGAGAGUUACAUUUCAAAUUUCAAAGUAGCAUAAAUUCAUAAGUUGGUUAGAUGUUUGUUGCUCAAACAGGUUUCUGGAGCUUUUCUGUUAUGUAUACAUUUAUUUUUGUUCUGUAAAUACAUCUAGAUAUGACUGGUGUGACACCUCCCCAGGGUGUUCUUGGGUGUGUUCAAUGCUUGUUAAACUGCUGUUGUGUUGAAUGUAAUUGUGUUGGAAUAGCUGUGCGUAUGCGUCACUCGGUCACUCGUGCAUUUAAUUAUGCAUGUAGGACACAAACACAUCAACACUUCUUUCCGGCUAUAGCUUCACGGACACGGUAGUUUGUUCACAACGCCGUGUGUCACCUUGCUUUGUGCCACUCCCACAUCUGAAGGAUACUAGGUUUCUAAACAAAUUAAGGUCAGGGUUAUUUACUCCACUCAGGUGUAGCCCAAGGGUUUAGUUUAACAUGGUUCACAAUGAUGGCUUUUACUUACUUUAGCACGCUGGAAAAGUCAUUCUUACAAUUUAGACACAUUUUCUGUUUGACCAUGGAUCCAGUUGUGGUUAAGGUUUACAUUCAUGAGAUGGUUUUUGCAAUGCUGUCUGUUAGUAAAGGGUAGAAGAAACAUUUGCAUGUUUCAGUGGACUCAAUAAGGUGACAUGAGGUUAACAUUCAUGAUAUUAAGAGUUGAAAUGAUUAUAGAAUAGCAUGGCACUGGAGUAAGAGGGUUCAUGUGUGUUGAAAUAAGCUGAAUAAAGAGGAUUAGGGCAGACUGUUAUUCUCUCCAUCGGAGGCCCAAUUUAACCCUGAGCUCACAAGCCAGACUCAAUUCAUAAAUCUGAAACUUUAGGUCCGUUUUUUUAAAUGUGUUGUAUAUCGAUGAAUGAAAGAGAUUUAUUUUACAUGGUUGUUUGCCUACAUUUUUGAAAGUUAAUGUAGUAAUUUAUAAAUAAAACAAGAAGUAAUUUACACAAUGGGAUUAUCUAAUGAUGACCUAAUGAUGUGAUCAUAUGUUCCCCGGAAAUUGCUCAACUGUGGCUGUUUCGAAAAGAACACAUGCCAUAAUCAUUUAUCAUAAUCUAAAUAUGAACACACCAUGUUUUCAUUGUUUCGAGUCUGGAUCAAUACACUGACGUUGUAGAAUUGGAUUUGUGAUAGUGUCUGUUAUACCUGUAUGUCAAAUUGAUUUAGCGGAGUCCAGUGUAAUAGUGACAAUCAUUUUCUUCUACAGCCAACCCUGAACUGUGAGCCAGUCGAGGCCAGGCUGGACUAAUGCUCUGAGCCGUGUGCUGAACCAGAUUCGAGGGCCUCCCAUGAUGAAGAGAGGGACCAGUCUGCAAAGCCGGCGCAGCAAGGCAGGGGGGGUCGGGGAUCCCCCCCAGAAAGGCAGUCCCCAAAUCCACAGGCGCAGCACCCAGGAAACCUUGCUGCAGGCAGGACGUCCACGCUCCUCUUCUACCACAGAUACACCCAGCAGCCCAGCUUUGGCAGACAUGUUGUUGACCUCGGGGUAUCUCUCCACCGAGGAGUCUGAGCGGCAAGAGCGUAUGGACGGUUCUGGCCCAGCCGUAUCUCCUAACGCUCUGUCAGGCAGUUCGGAUGUUGGUCAGUAUGGCGUAGAUUCAGUGGACGGCACCCCAGACCCUCAGCGCACCAAGCAGGCCAUCGCUCAGCUCCAGCAGAAGAUCCUCAAACUCACGGAGCAGAUCAAAAUCGAACAAACGGCAAGAGACGACAAUGUAGCCGAGUACCUAAAGCUGGCAAACAACGCAGACAAACAGCAGAGCGCCCGCAUCAAGCAGGUGUUCGAGAAGAAAAACCAGAAGUCUGCCCAGACCAUCCAGCAACUACAGAGGAAGCUGGAACACUACCACCGCAAGCUCAGAGAGGUGGAGCACAAUGGAAUACCACGGCAGCCUAAAGAUGUCCUGCGAGAUAUGCAUCAGGGUCUGAAGGAUGUGGGGGCAAAGGUGACUGGUGGCCUCUCCAGUAUCUCCCAGGCCACUCACUCCGCCGCAGGAGCAGUUGUGUCCUCUCUUAUCCGCAACAAGUUUGGAAGUGCAGACAACAUCUCUGGCUUAAAGGACUCUCUAGAUGAACAACAAGGGGACGAGCCUUUGCCAAGUGCAGGGAUGGCUGUCACCAGGACUCCGGGAUCCGGGCAGCCACAAUCCAGCCCGAAAUACGGCAGCGAGGACGACUGCUCCAGUGCAACAUCAGGGUCGGCAGGGGCAAACAGCACCACCGGAGCUCCCGGGGGGCCUCCGAGUUCAAAGGGUAAUACACUGGAGCAUGGUCAGAGCUCUUGCUUUGAUACUCUGCUGCACGAGAUUCAGGAAUUGAAGGACAACCAGAAUCGACUAGAAGAAUCUUUUGAAAACCUGAAGACUCACUAUCAGAGGGACUACACAGAAAUCAUGCAGGCUCUGCAGGAGGAGAGAUUCAGGUGUGAACGCCUAGAGGAGCAGUUGAAUGAUCUAACAGAGUUGCAUCAAAAUGAAAUUCUCAACCUAAAGCAGGAACUGGCCAGCAUGGAGGAGAAAAUCGCUUACCAGUCUUAUGAACGAGCCAGAGACAUUCAAGAGGCAUUGGAGGCUUGUCAAACACGCAUCUCUAAGAUGGAGCUUCAACAGCAGCAGCAACAGGUGGUUCAGUUAGAGGGUUUGGAAAAUGCCACAGCACGCACUUUACUAGGCAAACUCAUCAAUGUGCUGCUGGCCGUCAUGGCUGUUCUUCUUGUGUUUGUCUCGACGGUUGCAAACUGUGUAGUUCCGCUGAUGAAAACACGUAGCCGUACGGUUUCUACGUUGCUCCUUGUUAUAAUCUUGGCUUUCCUGUGGCGGAAUUGGGAAGCCAUGUCCCAGUACCUGGACAGAUUCCUGCAGCACCCCAGAUGACCUGCAGGGGAGCUGUUGUUGAUUAAUGAAGGGACUGCUGGGCAAGAGCUUUUUUUGGAAAAUGAAGACUAACACUGCCUCAGUUGCACUUAGUACAGAGGGACCUGGCACAAGAGUGGUGGACAUGGAUGUAUCUUACAACCUCGUUUCUCUUUUCUUUCACCGAAGGAGUGAAUUUGUUUACAUUUUAAAGAUAUUUUUCCGUCAACAUAAAUGUUAUUGCUGAUUUUCCUUUUAUUUGUUGUUGGAAAUGAUGCAAGCCGUGUUGUUCAUCGUUAUUGUAAUUAUUGUUAGGAUUUACAUUUAUGCAAUUUACCGAGUGUUGCAUUGCAUUGACUUGAGGUUUUAACAUGCACUGGAUGGAGAUUCUUCUCCUCGUUUUUUACUAACGCAACUACUCUUACUCUUUUCAAUCUUUUUACUUUUCUCACUCUCUUCUACUGUCGUCUCUUCUCCUUUGGUGCAUCUUUAACUCUGUUCCAUUUCCUGUAUUCAUAACGUCACUUUUCUCACAACCGUUUUGCUGCUGUUUGGACUUCAGAAUGAAUUGGUGAAUGAAGGAAAAGAUGGAUUCUUUUGAAGAGGAGGCACAUGGAGUUUGAUUUGAAUCGACUUUUGUAGACUGGGCCGAGGAAUCGGAACACUCUUAACCCGAGCAGGCCGAAACUGCCCCAUGCCCCUACUGGCCUGCCCUCUUAGAGGCACAGUCCCCUAAUAUAUGAACUGAAUGAACAUACUUGAAGAGCUAGAAAUGCUCAAAGACACUCAGUGCUUCCGUACUGUUUCUUAUAGCGACGAUGAAAUAGUCCUUUUUAGUUUUAUUUUUUAUUUUUAAAAUGAAAGGAAUAAAUAUGCUGUUUUAAAAAUUUAA
This is a messenger RNA of Triplophysa dalaica, 4545 nucleotides long. It is a transcript of the gene tmcc1b, whose product is annotated as transmembrane and coiled-coil domain family 1b. The transcript has 6 exons. NCBI's taxonomy places the organism in Eukaryota, Metazoa, Chordata, Actinopteri, Cypriniformes, Nemacheilidae. The record is from RefSeq and is a predicted model, not a curated record. Bases 2091 to 3674 code for a protein of 527 amino acids. Gene Ontology annotation, cellular component: endomembrane system.